This is a messenger RNA of Cetraspora pellucida, 3396 nucleotides long. NCBI's taxonomy places the organism in Eukaryota, Fungi, Glomeromycota, Glomeromycetes, Diversisporales, Gigasporaceae. The record is from the annotation of a GenBank genome assembly.
AUGUCACUUAAAUCCCAAUUGCGAGUUGGUCAAACUAUUAACCUCCUUAAUGGAAUUUAUCCUUCUUUUAAUGAUCCUUUCAAAUCAUCAAGUGGUAAUGGUAAAGAAACAUUUCAGUUGCCACCGGAAGUUCUAACGCCAAAGGAUGAUUUAUAUAAUUGUACUAUCUGUCUGACUGAUAACUGGAACGUAUUAUAUAGUCAUAUUGUCGACAUUUACUUUUCAGAAAAGGUUGAUGUGCCUCCUGUCACAGCUGAUUAUUCAGAAAAUUAUAUUUAUAUUGAUGAAGAAGAGGCAAUCGAUUCUAUUACUUCUUUUAGUUUAUAUCGUCAAGAUAAACUUGAUACAAUUAAAUUAAAUCUUGCUAAUUUUAUGGGAAUUAAUCAGGAACAUGCCAGUUUAAAUUCAAAUGUUGGAUAUUUACUUGUCAAGAUAUCAAAGAUCAAUUACGUCUGGACACAAAAUAGCUUGGAUGACUUUCUUAGAAAGUCAACUUCCAAUAUUAUUUCACCCACAACAAAAGAUUUAAUUGAUUUCUUUUACAAAAGUGGCACACAUUAUAUUUCUGAAAUUACUUUUGGUAAUUGUGUUUAUCAAAUUUUUGUAUAUGAAAAAGAAAAAUACCAAGAGGUUAAGUUCGAGAUUCAGAAACAGAAGUCAAAUAUGGAUUUUAUGGAUUUUUACGGAUAUGCUAGAAUCAACAGUAAUAACGCAGGGUACACUAAGUAUGCUGGUGAAUUGAGAUUAGCCGGUCAAGAUCCUUUAUCAAAUGAGUUUAAAGAACGUAUAAAAGAUGAGAUGAUAAAUGAUCAGGGGCAACCUUCGAUAUUUUCUUUAAUCUACAAAUCAGAGCUUCUAGAAAGUAUUUUUAUUAAUACUACAUCAAUUGGGUUAAAACUUACUUCACUUGUCGGAUACUCUGAUCCAAAUCCUUUACAUUCGGAAUGGUCAAUCACACUUGGUUCUUCUCUUCUUCAAAAAUUUGAUCAAUCUAAUGGAUUUCUUAAAUUUUAUGAUAAUCAACCCGAUGAUAUUUAUAAAGAUUUCAUCAGCCCAUUUGUACCAAUUAUUACAACACCAAUCUUGACGGUUUCACAGGUAUUCAUCAACUUGGAUACUUUUCAUAAGGAUUAUGAUUUAAUUUAUAAGAAACCAACGAAACUGAUUUUAUUAGCGGAUAUUAUUCACAUAUCUACUGAAGUUGAAUUACCAGAUGAAAUUGUGAUUGUUGCAAGAAUUAUUUUUGUUACUAGUCCUAAAUCCAAAAUUAUUAUUUCUUCUAAUAUAUAUGAAAAUUGUAAAAUUUUUAUUGAUCAAAUUUCGCCAGCAAUCGUAAUUAAACAAAAAAAUUCUAACGAACGUAUGACAAUUUUCGGAAAAACUGCAACAGCCCUUAUAGUCAAGCAACCUGAUCCAAAUAAUCCCAAUAAUGAAGUUCCUAGUUCAAUAGAUAUUAAAUACGUUUUCAAUGAUGAAUAUCUCAGAAAUACUUUUUUUUCCCAAAUUAGUCCAAGAAUUAUUAAUGGAAUCGGAUUUCUUUUAACGUCAAUGGAAUCAAUCUCUCAUGCCAGACUCAAUGACGAUAAUAAACUUAAGAUCGCUGCCAAAAAGUUUAUCAUGUGGGUUUACAAAUUUACCUCGAUUCUUCAAAAUGAGCGGGAUGAAGAUUCAAUCAAAAGUUUAAAUCAGAGAGCAUCUACAUUAUAUUAUAAUGGAUUUCCUUCUCCGACCACUCCCCUCUCGGUUCCAUUUCUCCGUUAUCAUCAAUAUAGUGAUGCCAUAAAAUCGUACCUUGAUUCUAUAAAAGUAUAUCAAAAUGAGGCUGAACAAACGAUUAAUGAAUAUAACAAAAAAAUCAAAGAAAUUCAUGAUACAGAAGCACAAAACAUUUCACUUGAUCACAUUAAAAAAAUUUGUAUAUUCCUUAAGAACCGAGCUGAUCUUGAGUUAAAAAAAGAAGAAAGAGUUUUUGAAAUUUACUCUGAAAACCAUCUACAAAUUGAUCAAGCUUUGACGACAACUGAGAAUCAAAUACAUGAUUUAGAGAAUAAAUUGGAUGAUGGAAAAAAAGACAUGGAUUUUUUAUUCAAGGUGUUAUUAAAAGGUCUAGAUGAAUGGAAGAUGAAACGAGAAGAGGAGGAAAGAUCCAAGAUUAUUGCAAAUAUUGCGGCCAUUGGCAUAGCUAUUGGUAAAAUGUUUACGGCAAAUGUUGAAGAAGAUACAAUAUCUGGAGAAAUUGCUGAUAAAGUAGAUAAAAUCGUGACUAGUAUUCAGGAAGUCAACAGACUGGUUAAAUUUCUCAAUGAAGCAAAGAAUAAACUCGUAGUCCCAACUCCUUACUAUACUCUUUCAUCAAUAAUGGCUUUGGAUUGGGAAGAGUGGAUUAUAAAUGUUAAGAAUGUUUUAGAAAAACUUAUUCCUAAAGAUGAAAAGCUCACCCAACUAAAGAAUGAUUAUUACUCAUCUGUUGGAAUUAUGAAAAAUCGUGGGAUUGCUUAUAUAGGUGCAUUAUAUAAAAAAUAUAAAUUAGGAAAUGAUAAAAAGCUUAUUGUUCUUCGAAGAAAAAAUGCAAAAAAGCAAAGCGAUGAAUGGAAAGAAAUUGGCGAGAUCAUUACACGAAACAAUCAGAAAGAAGUCGAACAAUUUGUCGGUGGUAGUUUAGACUUUAGAAAACUUAUUGAAACUUUCGAAGCCAGGGUCAACCUAUUAACCGGACAACUCGUAAAAAUUUUAAUGGACCAAGAUAAAGCAUCACAAUAUGAGUAUUUUACUGCGCCUGUAUUCUUAAAAAGCUUUAGAAUUGAUUAUCUUUUAGAAGUUGCUAGCGAAAAGCAAGUAUCGUUGAUAAAAGAAUUAAAUAAGUUUCCUACAGCACCAGUAGAUUUAAGUCAACCGUAUAUAUUUCAUAUGGACGUGCCUUCUGAUAUAUUAUCUAACAAAGGUUCUUUCGGUUUCUACUUUGACAUUUUAACUGAAGAUCCGUUUUUUAGAGGCUAUUAUCGGAUCAGAAUAAAUGAGAUUCAAGUUAUAUUAAUAGAUGAUUCAAUCACCACGAGUGACAAAAAGGUUUAUUUUGAAAUUUGUACAAAUGCAUCACCUUUUUAUGACAUUGGAUAUAAUCCAAAUUCAAAAGAAUAUACAAAAAAAAAACAUUAUUUUCUUGAUCAUACUCAAGACAUACUUUUCAGUGGAUUUUAUGAUAUUGAAAAAAAGAAAUAUGAUGCAAACAAGACAAAUCCCAAUUUUAGUGACACAUUCGUACAAAUUACACCAUUUGCUGGAUGGCAAAUUCGUAUUCCAAGGGAUCGCUCAAUAUAUAACAAAAAUCUUGAAUUUUUAUCAAGAACAAUCUCGAUAGACGUUAUUUUUAAAUUAAAUGCUAUUCCAAUUAUUUGA